Molecule: messenger RNA, 1678 nt
Organism: Brachypodium distachyon (stiff brome)
Lineage: Eukaryota; Viridiplantae; Streptophyta; Magnoliopsida; Poales; Poaceae
Product: magnesium transporter MRS2-B
Exons: 5
Coding region: 141-1427 (428 amino acids)
Biological process (GO): magnesium ion transport
Molecular function (GO): magnesium ion transmembrane transporter activity
Source: RefSeq, a predicted model, not a curated record
ACAAGCGCCACCACAACUACCGCAGCUCGCGCGAACCCACUUCCAUAUUACGGAUUCCCGAGGGGCCCAUCCGCAAAAAAGACCCCACAGCCCAUCGCCGCAAACCAAUCACUCGGCGGCGCGCCGCUGCCGCUGCCGCCAUGGCCGCCGCGGACGCCGUCAAGCAGCCGCUCCUCCACCGCGCGUACCCGUCGCACGCGGCCUCGGCUUCCUCGCCCUCCCUCCCCUCGGUCUCCUCCUCCGGCGUGCACGGCGGCCGCCCGCGCUUCCCCGGCGGCCUCGACGUCCCCAACCUCAAGAAGCGCGGCGGCGGCACGCGCAGCUGGAUCCGCGUCGAGGCCUCCACGGCCUCCGUGCAGACGCUGGAGGUCGACAAGGCCACCAUGAUGCGCCGCUGCGAGCUCCCCGCCCGCGACCUCCGCCUCCUCGACCCGCUCUUCGUGUACCCUUCCACCAUCCUGGGGAGGGAGCGCGCCAUCGUCGUCAACCUGGAGCAGAUCCGCUGCGUCAUCACCGCCGACGAGGUGCUCCUCCUCAACUCACUCGACAGCUACGUCUUCCAGUACGCCGCCGAGCUGCAGCGCCGCCUCCUCCAGCGCGCCGAGGGCGACGAGCUCCCCUUUGAGUUCCGGGCGCUCGAGCUCGCCCUCGAGGCGGCCUGCUCCUUCCUUGACUCUCAGGCAGCAGAAUUGGAAAUUGAAGCAUAUCCAUUGCUUGAUGAGCUGACGUCAAAAAUUAGUACUCUAAAUCUGGAACGUGUUCGGCGACUAAAAAGUAGACUAGUUGCUCUGACCAGAAGAGUUCAGAAGGUCAGGGAUGAAAUAGAACAGCUAAUGGAUGAUGAUGGAGAUAUGGCUGAGAUGUAUCUCACGGAGAAAAAGAUGAGGAUGGAAUCAUCCGUAUUUGGUGAUCAGUCAUUGCUGGGCUACAACUCAGUAGGUGCUGGGGCUUCAGUUUCAGCUCCCGUGUCUCCAGUCUCGUCACCCACAGAAUCAAGGAAGUUGGAGAAAACAUUCAGCUUGUGUAGAAGUAGACAUGAUAGUGUGAAGAGCUCAGAUAACACAGUGACAGAACAUAUUGAAGAACUGGAAAUGUUGUUGGAAGCAUACUUUGUAGUCAUUGACAGCACUCUUAACAAGCUUACUUCGCUGAAGGAGUAUAUCGAUGACACGGAAGAUUUUAUCAACAUUCAGCUGGACAAUGUUCGGAAUCAGCUGAUCCAGUUUGAGCUUCUACUAACAACUGCAACAUUUGUUGUCGCUAUUUUUGGAGUGGUCGCGGGGGUAUUUGGGAUGAACUUCGAGACUUCGGUUUUCAGCAUACAGAAUGCAUUCCAGUGGGUCCUGAUCAUUACUGGAGUGGUUGGGGCUUUCAUCUUUUGCUUCUUCGUCUGGUUCUUCAAGUACAAGAGACUGAUGCCCCUGUAGAAUAUAAGCUCCGCAUAAGGUGGGCCAAAACUUAUACUCUCUCUGUUAAGGUAUUUGAUCAAAAGCCUCGAACUCAUGUAAAUUAACAUUCUUCUAGAGGCUUACAGCAUACCUACGGGGAAAAUCUAAUGAAAACAUAUGUUCCGUACUGCUGUAAACGGGGUAUUAUAGAAAAGUGUUGUUCUACGGUACCUAAGUGUCUCAGUUUGCAGUUUCCUUAAAAGAAAUUACAAGAGGUAAUAUUGUCGUAA